Messenger RNA from Tripterygium wilfordii, 2569 nucleotides. Its product is annotated as protein EDS1L-like. The record is from RefSeq and is a predicted model, not a curated record. NCBI's taxonomy places the organism in Eukaryota, Viridiplantae, Streptophyta, Magnoliopsida, Celastrales, Celastraceae. The transcript is spliced from 4 exons. Gene Ontology annotation, biological process: defense response; lipid metabolic process. The coding region runs from base 533 to 2344 and encodes 603 amino acids.
CUAAUCUAAUUUUCUUAAUAUUGUCGAAUUGGAAGAGUAAGAUUUCAAUUGUCAUAGUUACUUUCCGCUUUUGAGAUGCUUUGACAGACAAGUGAGCUUGAUUUAGGUGGAGAUGCUCUCUUUUAGAAAUGGAGAGACUUUUGUUUUUUUCUUUUCUUUUUCUUUUUGAUUCUUUCGUCUCUGUUUAGGAAGAGAUAGGUUUAGAUGCUCUUUUUUGACAAUUGGAGAUGAUCUCUUCGACUUUGAUGAAUGGACAAAUGCCUACUGGAAUUCAAACCUCUUUCUAAGAAGCGCAUAGCAUGGAGGGGUUGUAAUUGAACUUUCCCAGCUUGAUUCUUCGAACCAAGAUGGAAGGGGACAAUACGUGGUACUAUUCAAAAUCCCACUAGAGGUAUUUCUGGGUGAUUCACCAAAGUCUUAGUUAUCGUUGUCUUCUAAUUUGACAAAAAAAACUUGAAAGCUUGUUAUUAUCUUCUUCCUCUGGCCAAAGAAACCUCAACUCUUACCCUGCAAAUCGAAGAACUCACAAAAGAUGGACGAAGAGAGAGUGGAGGACCAGAUAGGAAUCAGACGAGAAAUGAUCAAGAAAGCUUGCUCUAUGGCUAUGAAAGUCCACAAGUAUUCGGAAAAACAGUAUCUUCUUGAAGAAAGUCGUAAUUCAGCAGAAGCUAUUUUUAGCCUUCCUGGAUUUUGGCAUCUGAAUGAUUGGUACACCAACAAGUCAUUUGGUCAAACAAAGAUGAAUGCAAAGCUGUUUCCUUCUCUCAGAAGCAUAGGGAACGAUGAAGUAGCACUAGUAAAUGAGGCCUUUCUUCUGAAAUUCGAAGCUCUUGUCGCCAAUCCUUCUUUCCAAAAGGAGGUGAGAAGUGCUAUCUCAAAAAAGAGGCAAAUAGUUUUUACAGGACACUCAUCAGGGGGUGCAACGGCAAUCCUAGCUACGCUCUGGGUCUUGGAAAACUUAGGUGGUGCCAAUCAACUGGCACCGCUGUGUGUUACUUUUGGAUCUCCCCUUGUUGGGGAUUGGAUUUUCAACCAUGCUAUAAGGCGAGAAAACUGGUCUCGCUACUUCAUCCAUUUUGUCAUGAGGUACGACAUAGUCCCUCGAAUUCUGCUGGCUCCUCUAUCCUCAGUGGAGCAGUCACUCCAGCUAGUCCUCCAUGUUCUUAAUCCGAACUCCACAUCUGCUGCACAAGUUGGUGAUGGGGAAGCUUCCUCUUUAUUUAUGACUGUAAUGAGGAAUGCCUCAUCUGUAACAAGUCGUACAGCUUGUAAACUGAUGGGGAGCACAAAUCUGUUGCUAGAAACUGUAUCCAGCUUCAUUGAGCUAAGCCCUUACACACCCUCUGGAACAUAUGUCUUCUGCACCAGAAAUCAGCAACAUAUUGUCAUUACAGACUCGGAAGCUGUUCUGCAACUAUUAUUCUACUCUUCUCAGCUGAAUGCUGUUAUCGAACAAUUGGAUAUUGCGAAGAGAAGCUUAAACGACCAUCUGAGUUAUCAAAAUGAAUUGCAGGAGAGCUUAAAGAUGCAAAACAUACACGUGCUUCGUAAUUUAGGAAAUCUGCCAUUGUCUUCAGAUGCAGCAGAUGGUGAAAGAGCAAUUAACAUGGCCCUGAAUGACCUUGGCUUGAGCACAAAAGCCAGGCUAUGUCUUCGCGCUGCAGCAGAGUAUGAGGAGCGAAGAUUGAAAAAUCAGGCUAAAAUUGAUGAUCAGAAGGCAGACAUAGAGAAAGGAUUAAGCACGCUACAAGAUUACAAGACCAAAACUGAAAUUUGCAAAUUAGGCUAUUAUGAUGCAUUCAAACUUUCAAGAGCCACCGAGGAUUUUGAGGCUAAUGUGAAGAGACAAGAGCUGGCGGGCAUAUGGGAUGAAAUCAUCGAAAUGUUAAAGAAGUAUGAACUCCCAGAUGGAUUCGAGCUCCGGAAAGAGUGGGUGGAUCUUGGAACUAGAUAUCGCCGCAUUGUUGAGCCUCUAGAUAUAGCAAACUACUAUAGGCACUUGAAGAAUGAAGACACAGGACCGUACAUGGUGAGGGCACGGCCAAGGCGAUACAGAUUCGCCCAAAGAUGGUUCGAGCACGCUUCAAAGAUUCCAAAUAAACCCAUCUUGGAAUCCUGCUUUUGGGCUGAGGUAGAAGAGCUCGUUAGAGAUUGUAACCCAGCCAUGUUCGAAAAUGUGAAGGAACGAAUUCUGCAGUUCGAGCAAGAAGUAGAAACAUGGGUUCGCGCUGGGGAGCUGGGUAAGGAUGUAUUUCUGGAAGGGAACACCUUCAUGAAGUGGUGGACAACACUUCCGCAACAACACAGAUUGCAAUCCUCCCUAUCAUCACUAAUGAAUGGGUGAGAUUGAUGAACUUUUAGCAAUCUAACAGACUCCUGCUAAAGAUUUAUCAGCAGCUAUUGGCUUAAAGCCUUGGAACUUAUUAAGUAAUCACCUUUGUUUUGUAGUGAGGCUGACAAAGCAAACGCUUCAAUUAUUUCAAGUUUGGUUAUUUAAUGUACUGUUCUCCUCAAAGACAAAUUUUUUUUUUCCCCAAAGUUACAAUCAAUAACAUAUUCUUUGCCACAA